Molecule: messenger RNA, 2322 nt
Organism: Cyprinus carpio (common carp)
Lineage: Eukaryota; Metazoa; Chordata; Actinopteri; Cypriniformes; Cyprinidae
Product: ADP-ribosylation factor-like protein 15
Molecular function (GO): GTPase activity; GTP binding
Source: RefSeq, a predicted model, not a curated record
UUAUGUGUAGGUGUGUAAAAGUAACUAAUCCAAUUAGCAGUUUUAUUUUGCAGUACGAGUCACUGAGCUGAUAAUCUCUUGAGGCUCUACUAAUGCCCUUUAGUUGUUGUCUCUCUCUCUCUCUCUCUCUCUCUCUUCUCGAGUAUUUACCCACCUCUAGCUCUUGUUUAUUUAUGAAUGGGGAAUGAACAGAACUGUUUCCUCUUUUCUCCCUCCUUUUAUUUGAGGAAGAACCAUUGAUUCUCUGUCUUCGUAUAGUGUCUUUCUGUGUUCCCUCUUCAAAGCCGUCCUCCUGCUGUCCUCAUCCAGUUACUCUGGCUCGGCUUGUUUGUUGUCUGGGGUAACACUGUUGCUGGGGACGAUGUCAGAACACAUUCAGCUCUCAAUAGCCUUGUGUAGGAUUGGCUUUUACACGUGUCUCCAGAAGUUGUGCUGUAAGGCCCCUCCUCCACCUAGACCGGAGUAUGAUGUCGUCUGCAUUGGACUGAGCGGUGCCGGCAAGACCAGUCUGCUAUCUCGCUUGUGCAAUGAGAUCAGUGAUGGCACGGUACCAACCACAGGUUUCAGCAUCAAGGCAGUGCCAUUCGAAAAUGCGAUACUGAAUGUGAAGGAACUAGGAGGAGCUGAGACCAUCAAGAAAUACUGGAGCCGAUAUUAUCAAGGUUCCCAAGGUGUGGUGUUUGUCCUCAACAGUGCCGCAUCAGACGAAGAGAUGGAGGCGUCCCGGUCUGAGCUUCUCUUGGCCAUGCAGCAUCCUCAGCUGUGCACUCUUCCUUUCCUCAUUCUCGCCAACCACCAGGAUUCACCAGCUGCCCGCUCUGUAUCAGAGAUUCAGAAGUACUUUGAAUUGCAGCCGCUGGCCCGAGGGAAGCGAUGGAUUCUUUCAGGCAGCACAACGAACAACAUGGAGGCCGUGAAGGAAAGUUUUAGUCAACUCAUCAGCCUUUUGGAAGAGAAGGAGGUGCUACCUAGCAGGAUAUGAUUCAAUCAAACUUCAAAGUGGAAAGUGGGUUUGAAGUGUUGUUUGCUAGGAGGAUUUUUUUUCUUUGUCGUUGUUUUAUAACCCACUGGAGACAUAGAUGCAAAUUGCCAUAUGUUUUGAUGAGCUGACUGACAUAUUUGUUACCCUCAGGUCAAGGGCCACACAUAUGCUGAUUUAGAAGCAGGUGAACCAAAGUCCUUUAAAGAGAUCAGAUUUUUACCAUUAUUUGUAAAUGUAAUAAGCUAUUUGAUAACCUAUUUGUUGUUUAUUAGUUGAUUGUCAUGUGGUGUGAGUGUGGAAUUUAUGUAAAUAAUAUAUUGUACAUGCAUAUAUAAAUACAAUAUUUGUAUGAACUAAUCCAUAUUUCUUAUAAUGGCUCAGAAUCUAAAUAAGGGUCUUUGUCGAAGAUGAUUAUAUUAUAUUGUUUUUGUUUUUUGUUUUGUUUUGUUUUAUUUAGCAAAUCUAGUGUCCAUUGCACUCAUUAUUCUUUCUUCGUUUUAAGAGAAUGUUACAAUGUUUUUCUAGACUAUAUGUUGAGUUUCUUAAUACUGGUUAUGGGUACUACUACUUAUGUUUCUUUUUGUCAGAUUUCGAUCAUCUCCAGAUGAUGUUGUUAAUUUUGUUGUUUGAAAAGACCACACACCCCAUUUACUUGGCACUGGCCAAGCUGUUUUCAGGUUUGAGCUGGAAUACAAACUCUAUCAAUCAGUGUCGGCAACAGCUGCAUUUGACAAGUCCCUGUCCGCCGGGCUUAAGCCCUCCAACUGUCUGUGGAGACUCCUCCCCGUCUGCCACCUCACUCCUCGCCCAGCCACGCUCUGCGGCCUCACCCGCUGCUUCCUGCUGGUGUUAUCCAAAUUCCUCUCCACAAAUUUAGAUUCCUGACUGCGCACCUCUCUGAUGUGUUAUUUUGUCUCAUGGGAGUCUCCGAGUAGUUUAGGACUUCAGUAUUUAUAGUGUUAACAAGGUUGUACAUGUUUUGUAUGCCACUCAAUGUCUUAUUUUUUGCAACAACAAAAACAACAUAUUUGUACCGCCUUUAAUUUGAUUUGAGGCCAUGUACCAGUUAGAUGUUUCAUAAGAUCCUUAGCAAGUCCUCAGGGUAGCACUUUACUACAGUUACAUUUUAAGCAUUUAGCAGAUGCCUAUAAUAUAAGGUUUAACUCACUAACAUUAGUCAAUACAUCAGGUAUCACAAACUACAUAUUGGAUAGUUUUUAAAGCAUUUAUUAAUUUAGGUGAAUGUCAAUUUUUACAGAUAAUAUUUGAAAUGUUUGUUUGUAAUAAAUUAACUUGUUAAUUGUUAAAAAUUGUGAAUUGUUAAAUGUUAAAAAUGUAUU